Messenger RNA from Microthlaspi erraticum, 363 nucleotides. The record is from the annotation of a GenBank genome assembly. NCBI's taxonomy places the organism in Eukaryota, Viridiplantae, Streptophyta, Magnoliopsida, Brassicales, Brassicaceae.
AUGAACCACAAGUUGGUAGAAAUAAACUCCAAACUUGAGUCAUUGACUUCAAGAGUGCAAAUCAUUGAGUCUUCUAGUGCAUCAUCCUCUUCACCACAAGAGUAUGCCCAAGCAGUUACACUGAGAAGUGGGCGACAAUUUCCAAGCAGGAGUAGCCCACCCCAAAUCGCUGUGGACAUCGAUGACGAGGAAGGGGAGGAUUUGGUCGAGUAUGCUGAUAUCCCAGCACCGAACUCGAUCGAGCUGGAACAAAACCCUGAACCAGAGCUCGAUCGAGCUGAAGAAACCGAGACUCAGCAAGACAAACCAGAGCUCGAUCGAGCCGAGAAGCGAACGACAAAGCAAGUCCAGCCAACCAACUAA